UUGGAACGAAGUAUACCAUGAUGAGAUGGACAAACUUAAGGAACUCUGCAAGGAUGAUGAAGAUAAGUUCUUAGCCAUGAGAGAUGAACUAUCAUCCAAGAUAGCUUCCGAAGAUCCUGCGGUUAUUAGUGAGAUAAUGAAUAAUGUUAAUAUGCGAUUGCGGAAUUACAAUGACCAGUUAGGUUACGAAUCCGAGGGUGAAAUCGUAUUUCGUGGUAUGAACCCAGUCUCACCUCAAAAAGAUGAUCCGUACAAGAAAGAGAAAGUAAGUGUUGCGAGCGUCAUAGCUGAACUGGAAAAAAAUCCGUCCGAGGAUGAGUUGGAUAAAAUAAAUGAGAAGCUAGUGCAAUACAUCAACGACCUACUCCAUAAGAUAGAAAAGACUGAAGUUCAUGAUAAUCCGACUGCCUCAGUCUCAGCUGACACGGCUGCCACAGAUGAUGACAACCUGGAUAAGCCUGUUGCUGCAAAAAAUGAACAACUCAAUGCCCCAGUGAAAAAAAAAAUAAGAAAUAAAAUUUCGAGCCUAUUUCAUGUGCACAAGAAGGACCACAAUAAGGAGUGAUCGGAUACAGGCAUACACAACAUUGUUUUGUUAAAUCACAAAUUAAGAAAUGUUGUAACAUUUAAAUUUCUAAUAAAGAUAUGGUU
Adelges cooleyi (spruce gall adelgid) is the source of this 651-nucleotide messenger RNA. RefSeq lists its product as uncharacterized. Bases 26 to 565 code for a protein of 179 amino acids. The transcript is spliced from 10 exons. The record is from RefSeq and is a predicted model, not a curated record. NCBI's taxonomy places the organism in Eukaryota, Metazoa, Arthropoda, Insecta, Hemiptera, Adelgidae.